UUAAGAAAUAUUGAAAAAAUAGGAGUGGAGGUAUUUUGCGCCGUGACGUAAUCGUCGUACAUACUACACUAUGAUAAGCAUUAAAAGCAUGGAUAGCAUGCUUUCUUUUAUUCUUUAGCCUUUUGCUUUUACGGCUUACACUGUUUACAGCGUUUAUUUAAUUAUCAUUAUCUUUUUAAAAUUUGUAAUUUGUAUUUUAAAUUGUUUAUUAGUACGCAAUAUUAAUAAUGGCUACAACCAAUAAACAUAAAGGUGGUUCUGUUUGUGCAGUUUCUACGUGUGUCAAUUAUUCUGGAAAAUUAAAACAAGAUGGAAUAUCUAAUAUAUCUUUUCAUAGGUUUCCAAAGAACUCGACUCUGCAGAAAGAAUGGAUUCUGAAAUGUAAACGUGCUGACAAUUGGAACCCUUCUUCUUCAUUCAUAUGUUCUGCACAUUUUAAGGAUGACGAAUUUAUCCGUGAUCUACAAGCCGAACUAUUAGGAUAUGCUCCUAAAGGACGGAGAUUAAUACCUGAUGUCAUUCCCUCCUUAAACCUGCCUGGGCCUUGUAUACAAGGAAAUCAAGUUUCACAUCAACUUCUAAUCGCAGUAAAAGAAUGGAAGCUAAAUCCUCCAAACAGGUAA
Messenger RNA from Rhopalosiphum padi (bird cherry-oat aphid), 623 nucleotides. Its product is annotated as peroxynitrite isomerase THAP4-like. The record is from RefSeq and is a predicted model, not a curated record. The transcript has 3 exons. Lineage: Eukaryota; Metazoa; Arthropoda; Insecta; Hemiptera; Aphididae. The coding region runs from base 228 to 623 and encodes 131 amino acids.